AAACACACAAGUACACUUCAAAUAGCAAUGCGUUUUAGUCAAGGCAGUGGCACAGACACUCUCUUCUUUAUCUUUCCGCAAGCAACAUGUUAUUAAUGCCAGCCAUUUGUAAAUGAAGCUUUGAAGAACUUUCAGCUUGGAGGCAUCAGGUGUGAGCAGACUACUAACUGCGCGGAUGACAGACAAACAACACUAGCUACUGUACAUGAACCAUUUCAUCUGGAGAGUAAGUUGACAUGUUGAAACGGCUUGCCAUAUGUGGAUCGGAAGUAGAGAUUCAGGUUUACUAUUAAAUUAUCCGCAUAUCCAGAGCAUCGCAGUGUAGGCUACUUCCAAAUGUCGAUAUCGGUCUGCUCGUAACAGGUGGAGCUCAUUUCACUCCAUCCGUCCGCCUGAGAAGUGGCAUUUAUGGGCAACCAGGUUGACAAACUGUCACACCUAAGUUACGCCGAAGUUCCCACGACAGACCCGAACGGAUUCGACGCCGAAGAAGACGUCCCGCGGAUCGGGGUCUCGUACAUUUUCGCGGCGGACGACGACGAACUGGACGAUCGUCAUGUCGAUGGAUCGGAGCAGAAUCAGGAAGAGAAGCACUACGACAAACGAAACGAGCUGGGCUGCGCCGUUUAUCAUCGCGACGAGUGUAUUUACGAGAAGAGUGUCAUCGCGAAAGACACAGAGACUCUCAGCCCGGAGAAUGUAUUAAACAAGUGUAAGCCCGGGGAUCUGCUGGAGUUCGUGUCCACCGGGCAGUACCCGCACUGGGCUGUGUACGUCGGCGACUUUCAGGUGGCGCACCUGCACCGGGCGGAGGUCAAGAACAGUUUCCUGACCGAUGCCAGCCAGGGCAGGAGGGGAAGGAUCGUGAACGAGCUGUAUAAAUUCAAAGCCCUCAGUCCCGAGGUGGUGGUGCAGAACGCGAUGGAGCAGGUCGGGACGAAAGACGGAGAAUUGAGUUGGAGAAACUCAGAGUGUUUCGCCGCCUGGUGCAAAUUCGGUAAACGCGAGUUUAAAAUGGGAGGAGAGAUACGCAUCGGAAAACAACCGUACAGAUUAAAGCUGCUUUUGCCUGAUAAGCAGUCGCAUGUGCUGGAGUUUCAGAGUUUGGAGGAUGUGAUCAUGGAAAAGAGGAGAAACGAUCAGAUCGGUAAAGCGGCUGUUAUUCAAGAACUGGCUCAACAUUUGAGCAACAGCGGAAGCAGCAGGAGUGAAGCAAACGUUCAAUGACAUGCAACAGGUUGAGGACAGAUAUGGAGCAUUCAAUGUGUUGAUCUCUGACAUCACGCGUUAUGAUGAUAAAUGCAUACAUUUUAAGUCUUAAAAGUGUAUUUUCAGUCGGAUAAUUUUGUUUCAAAUAGACUGGCUCUCAAGAACUGUUCUCUAUUAUGUACAAGGCUCUAUGAGUUAUAUAAAUCACCAUAUGUGGACCAUACUUUCUGAAAGUUUUAGCACAAGAAAGUAAAUCAUGACUGAAUCCACCAAGUCUGCCCUCCUACUGAGUUAUUCCUCCUUUUCUCAUCUCCUUUUUUCACACUUUUUACAACAUUGAAUAUUUCUCAGGGUAGGUUUAUGUUCUAAAGUCAGUUUCUGCAGAGUAACAUGGCAACAAAAAAAAGCUGUUGAACAUUUUCACCAUUUUCACCAUUAUUGCCCAAGAAUAAAGUUACAGGUCACUGAAUAUACUGAGUGAAUACACUCAGUGACCACUUUAUUAGGUACACCUCUACACCUACUUAUUCAUGCGAUUAUCUAAUCAGACAGUCAUGUGGCAGUAGUGCAGUGUAUAAAAUCAUCCAGAUACAGGUCAGGACCUUCUGUUAAUGUUCACGUCAACCAUCAGAAGGGGGCAUUGUUGAAAUCACAGUGAUUUCAACAAUGCCUUCACUUCCCCUCCAUCACCACCACCAAAACCAAAUCUACACCUCUCUUUAAAACUUCUACAUUAACCAGACUAAUUUAAGCUUUUGACCAAAAUUUGAAGGGUAAAAAAAAUUUGAGGCACAAUACAAUUCAUGAAACGACAAAAAUAUCAAACAUUGUUUUGGCCAACAAAUAUUGUAAUUGAUACAUUUCAUAAAUUUAUGACAUUAAAAACACAUUUGACAUCCUGAUCUGACAUUAAAGGUACUGUACAUUCCGGGUUUAAUACAAAUUAAGCUCAAUCGACAGCAUUUGUGGAAAAAUGUUGAUUACCACAAAAUAUUCUGACUCAUCUCCUCCUUUUCUUAAAAAAAAAAAAAGUCAAUGUUACUUGUAAUGUUACAGUUGUUUUAGGAUUUAAGGGUUUACAUCAUUAAGACACCAUGGCAACAAAGUUGUAAAACUGAAUAUAACUUUACACAGAAAUGGUUAGUAAGCGAUUUUAUAACACAAACAUUGUUUGCGUCUUAUGACUAUACUUUUGAAAUAAUUUGUAUUUUAACAUUUACAGAUUGGCCACAUUGACUUCCAUUGUAAGUGCCUUACUGUACCCUCGAUUUUUGCCUUUGUUUAAAGGAGUCAUAAGUCAGAAUUUAUUUAUAUGGUUAGCAACAUUAUACCUUAAAUGCUGUCGAUUGAGCUUAACUUAUUGAAUCUUUUUGAAAAAUCUGCCAUCAUAAUAUGCUUUAAUGUAUGCCGGUGGUUUUAUCAUGUUUGCUUGCUUACAUAGAGCUUAAGAUAGCUAUAACAAAAUAUAACAUUAAACAUUUCUUUGGGGGGUAGAAUUCACAAAAAUAUAUUCUAAUAUAAGUGGUUUUUGAAGCAGGUAUUUGAAACUAACAUAGAAAUCUACUGCCAGAGAAAACACAGUAUUUGCCCUCCAAACUCUCCACAACUUGGGCCAGUGGUAGCUCAGCUGUUAAGGCUCUGGGUUACUGACUGAAAGGUUGGGGGUUCAAAGUUGGGGGGACCCUAUCUGCUCCAGGGGUGCUGUUUCAUGGCUGACCCUGCGCUCUGACCCCAGCUUAGUUGGGAUAUGCGAAAACAACUGCAUUUCAUUGGCUCUGUACCUGUAC
This is a messenger RNA of Xyrauchen texanus (razorback sucker), 2996 nucleotides long. It is a transcript of the gene lratd2a, whose product is annotated as LRAT domain containing 2a. The coding region runs from base 409 to 1227 and encodes 272 amino acids. NCBI's taxonomy places the organism in Eukaryota, Metazoa, Chordata, Actinopteri, Cypriniformes, Catostomidae. The record is from RefSeq and is a predicted model, not a curated record. The transcript has a single exon.